GAAAAAGAAAAAAUAAUUGCAUAUAUCUCCUCUUUUUUUCUCUCUUUCUCUCGCUAGUCUCGAACGGAGAAAGGAGAAACGAGAGAACCUAAACCGGAGACAUGGUGUCCACGCGACGGAGUGGAUCUCUCUCCGGCAACACUAACAAGCGAUCUUCACCUUCGGAGGACAAGCCUCCCUCGCCCAAGCGUCAAAAGGUUGACAACAGUGGUGCUGCUUCAGAGAAGGCGGCGCCGGCGGUGGAUAAUUCGAAGGAAUUCUGUGCGACAGCAUCAGGGGCUGAUCCCGUGGAAUGUGGUUCCGGAGAUCCUCCCAUUUCCGGCGGUGCCUCUGGGGAAGCGGUGAAUUCUGGGAAGGACGAGGCGGCUUUGGCGGCUCCGGUCUCGGCUCCGAUCGCUGAGGGGACUUCGCCGAUUGUGGUGGAUAAGCCGAGGAGUUCUUUCUCGUCCUGGAGUGUUUAUCAGAAGCAGAACUACGAGACUUCGAUGCCCUGGUGUAAGCUUCUUUCGCAAUUUUCACAGAACCCUAAUGUUUCCAUUGGUGUUAUCAAUUUCACCAUUGGGUCAAGUCGACAUUGUAAUUUUCCCUUGAAGGAUCAAACUAUCAGUCCAAUUUUGUGCAAGAUUAAGCAUAGUCAGCGUGAAGGCAGUGCUGUAGCAGUGCUAGAGAGUUCGGGUAGUAAGGGUUCGGUGCAGGUUAAUGGGACUUUCAUCAAGAGGGGUACCAGCUGUGUCCUUAACUCAGGGGAUGAGGUGGUCUUUGGUUUGCUGGGGAACCAUGCUUAUAUUUUCCAGCAACUUGUGACUGAGGUUGCUAUUAAGGCACCUUCUUCAGGUGCUACGGGUGCUGAGGUUCAGAGUAGUGUGGGAAAAUAUCUGCACGUUGAAAGGAGGUCAGGGGAUCCUUCAGCUGUUGCUGGGGCAUCCAUAUUGGCAUCUCUUUCAAGCCUGAGGCAAGAUUUAUCGCGUUGGAAGUCUCCGCCUCUCACCACUGGCAAAACCCAGCAAGGGACUGAACUGCCUCCUCAUCCUAUUAUUCAUGAUAGUCCGGAGGUGGAGUUCAAUGGUCUGGAAGGGAAUUCGACUGCAAAUGGUGGGAGUGAUAAAGCUGCUGACAUUGCAGCAGUCAGCAAGAACCUUUCUCUCGACUGCAACCAGGACUCUGGUGCAGAGGCAGGCAAUGUAAAAUUCUCUGGGAUGAAUGAUUUGGUCUUGAAGAUGUUUGCUCAAUCAACUAGUUGUAACCUGGAAUUGAGCAAAAGUAUCUUUAAACAGGUAUUGGAAGAAAGAAACGAGUGGACAAGGGAUUCGCUGCCUGCAUCCACAUCAGGUAUGUCUCUGCGGUGUGCAGUUUUCAAAGAAGACAUUCACGCAGGAAUUCUUGAUGGCAAAGAGAUACAAGUUUCAUUUGAUGAUUUCCCAUAUUAUUUAAGUGAAAAUACGAAGAAUGUUUUGAUUGCUGCCUCAUUUAUACACCUGAAGCACAGAGAACAUGCAAAAUUUACAUCAGAGCUUACUACUGUGAACCCAAGAAUUUUGCUUUCUGGUCCGGCAGGGUCUGAAAUAUAUCAGGAGAUGUUGGCGAAGGCACUUGCUAAUUACUUUGGAGCUAAAUUGCUUAUAUUUGAUAGCCAUUCGUUUUUGGGUGGUUUAUCUUCAAAGGAAGCAGAGCUGCUAAAAGAUGGAUCUAAUGCAGAAAAAUUCUGCAGCUGUACCAAACAAAGUUCUGGGUCCACUGAACUGGCUAAGAAUAUGGCUUCUUCAGCUGGUGAAGCAGAUACACCCAACAUUGCAAAUGCACCGAUUUCUUGUGAGCUGGAAUCUCAACCAAAGCUGGAAAAUGACACUGUACCCUCUUCUUCUGGGACAACUAAGAAUCACUUGUUUAGAAUAGGUGACAGAGUCAGAUUCAUGGGUUCAGCUUCUGGUGGAUCAUAUUCAGCAGUUUCUGCUUCAAGGGGCCCGACAUUUGGAAUCCGUGGAAAGGUUCUAUUACCUUUUGAAGAUAAUCCUUUGUCAAAAAUUGGUGUAAGAUUUGACAAACUCAUAACAGAUGGGGUUGACCUUGGGGGUCUCUGCGAGCCGGGUUAUGGAUUCUUCUGCAAUGUUAAUGAUCUUCGUUUGGAAAACACGGGUGUGGAAGAUCUGGACAAGUUACUCAUUAACACAUUGUUUGAGGCUGUAUACAGUGAGAGCAGAGACUCUCCUUUCAUUUUGUUUAUGAAAGAUGCUGAGAAGUCUAUUGUCGGAAAUUCAGAGUCAUAUUCAAUGUUUAAAAGCAGACUCGAAAAACUUCCAGAUAAUGUCGUCAUAAUUGGUUCCCAUACUCAUACUGACAAUCGCAAGGAAAAGUCACACCCUGGUGGUUUGCUCUUCACAAAAUUCGGUAGCAACCAAACUGCUCUUCUUGACUUGGCUUUCCCGGAUAGCUUUGGGAGACUGCAUGACAGGGGGAAGGACGUUCCCAAGACAACAAAGCUUCUAACAAAGCUUUUCCCCAAUAAAGUGACCAUUCACAUGCCACAGGAUGAGGCACUUCUUGCAUGUUGGAAGCAUCAAUUGGACCGGGAUUCUGAAACUCUUAAAAUGAAGGGAAAUUUGAAUCAUCUUCGCACUGUUCUGACUCGGAGUGGGAUGGAAUGUGAUGGACUUGAGAAAUUGUGCAUCAAGGACCAAACACUUACAAAUGAAAGUGCGGAGAAGGUAGUUGGAUGGGCUGUGAGCCAUUAUCUAAUGUCAAAUCCUGAAGCUGAUGCUGAUACAAGGCUGGUUUUGUCUAGUGAAAGUAUCCAGUAUGGAAUCGGAAUUCUUCAGGCUAUUCAGAAUGAGUCUAAGAGCUUGAAGAAGUCACUCAAGGAUGUUGUAACAGAAAAUGAAUUUGAGAAAAGGCUUCUAGCUGAUGUUAUUCCACCAUCUGACAUUGGGGUCACAUUUGAUGAUAUUGGGGCCCUGGAAAAUGUCAAGGACACAUUGAAGGAGUUGGUGAUGCUUCCACUACAAAGGCCUGAACUUUUUUGCAAGGGGCAAUUAACCAAGCCUUGCAAGGGCAUACUUCUAUUUGGCCCCCCUGGAACAGGCAAGACAAUGCUUGCUAAGGCUGUUGCUACUGAAGCUGGUGCAAACUUCAUCAAUAUUUCAAUGUCAAGCAUCACAUCUAAGUGGUUUGGAGAGGGCGAGAAGUAUGUGAAGGCCGUUUUCUCACUUGCCAGUAAAAUUGCUCCUAGUGUUGUAUUUGUGGAUGAAGUUGAUAGCAUGCUGGGCCGGAGGGAGAAUCCAGGGGAACAUGAGGCCAUGCGUAAGAUGAAAAACGAAUUUAUGGUCAACUGGGAUGGCUUGCGCACAAAAGAUACCGAAAGGGUUCUGGUGCUUGCAGCCACAAAUAGACCUUUUGACCUUGAUGAGGCUGUUAUUAGAAGGUUGCCGCGUAGGUUGAUGGUGAAUUUGCCAGAUGCUCCAAAUAGAGCAAAGAUUCUAAAAGUGAUACUGGCAAAAGAGGACUUGUCUCCUGAUGUUGAUUUGGAUGCAGUUGCAAGUAUGACUGAUGGAUAUUCCGGAAGUGACCUUAAGAAUCUUUGUGUAACUGCUGCACAUCGUCCUAUCAGAGAGAUACUGGAAAAAGAAAAAAAGGAACGAGCUGCAGCACAAGCCGAGGGCAGACCUCCUCCAGCUUUGAGUGGGAGUGCUGAUAUUCGACCUCUAAACAUAGAUGACUUUAAAUAUGCUCAUGAACGGGUUUGCGCUAGCGUUUCAUCCGAGUCAGUAAACAUGACUGAGCUAAUACAAUGGAAUGAACUUUAUGGAGAAGGGGGUUCUAGAAGAAAGAAGGCUCUCAGCUACUUCAUGUGAAAGCUUCCCCAUUGUACAAAUGGUUCUCUUUUCUUCCUCAAUUCUCUACUCCUCAUAGAGCCCCAAGCAGAAGUAAUGUUGCCACCACCCCGCUCUUUGGGCUCACCGGGGAGCCAUUUUGUCUGUAAUAUUAAGUAUAGUUCUUCUUCUUCUAAAUGUUGUAUUUAAGUUAGCGUGGGAUGGUCGGUAUAAGGGGAGCGGGGCCUUCCAAAGAAAGUCAAGAGUUUGGCAUGGCUUCACCGCUUUUGUUUUGUUUUGUUUCCCAUCCCCUUGUUGAGCCUGUGCUUUAAAAUCUAAAUUAUCAAUAGGAAAAAGAUGAGGAAUAAUUCAAAGACA
Vitis vinifera (wine grape) is the source of this 4181-nucleotide messenger RNA. RefSeq lists its product as uncharacterized. NCBI's taxonomy places the organism in Eukaryota, Viridiplantae, Streptophyta, Magnoliopsida, Vitales, Vitaceae. The transcript is spliced from 27 exons. Bases 102 to 3845 code for a protein of 1247 amino acids. Gene Ontology annotation, cellular component: mitochondrial outer membrane. The record is from RefSeq and is a predicted model, not a curated record. Gene Ontology annotation, molecular function: ATP hydrolysis activity; protein binding; ATP binding.